Messenger RNA from Centruroides sculpturatus (bark scorpion), 3379 nucleotides. RefSeq lists its product as uncharacterized. NCBI's taxonomy places the organism in Eukaryota, Metazoa, Arthropoda, Arachnida, Scorpiones, Buthidae. The transcript is spliced from 3 exons. The coding region runs from base 531 to 2066 and encodes 511 amino acids. The record is from RefSeq and is a predicted model, not a curated record.
AUAAUCCGGUUAUAUAUAAAAAAUAUCGGUAAAGCGCAUUAUUAUUUACUUAUAAACCGCUUAAAAUUAAUAUUUUUAAAUACGAAAAGUGUAAAAAAAUUGCACGAGAUAAAAUGCGUUAUUCAUAAUGCAGUUAAAAUUAAUAGUAUCUGUGCGCAGUCUCAAUUAGAGUAGGAAGUUGGGUAGAGGAGAAGGAAAAAAUUAAAGAAAAAAGAAAAACCUCGUUUAGGAGGGUAUGUCUGGGGAGACAUUAGUGCACGAGCAGUUCGAAGUUCCGGUUAUCCAAAUUAUAGAAACCGGUUGGUGGUUCGUUAUUUUCAUCACCGCAGGGUUGAGAUACGAACGAGCUCCGUCUGUGUUCCAGUCGCUGUGUUGUAUCGCCUUUGUUUAGAACUGGCGUGUAAUCUGACAUGGAUACAUUUAUAUUGUGAAGAAAUUGCUUUAUAAACUUAUAUACAUACAUGGAGAAUUUAUAGAAAAUAUAAAGCGCAAAACACUGGAUUGUUUUAUAUUUUGUGGAAUUUGUUACUAUGGAACCUGGCAAUGAAAAUUCAGAAGGAAGAAGAGACGACGAUAAUUGUUGCAUGUGCAAUCCACAAAUAUGCAGUUCUUAUGUUCUAGGAAUGUUUGCUUGUAUCUUGGUGAUUGGUGGCGUUUUUCUGUCUUUCCACAAAUGGGAUUACAUGUGGUUAAUAGUUUCUCUUGUUGGAAUAGUUCUCAUUUUGUUGGGUGCCCUGCUGCACUUCUGCGGAACGAAUGCUAGUCAAAAAAAUGCAAAGAGGCACCGGGUGAAUGAGCAAGAUCUUCACGAGCAUCUUCUUCCGACUGCUCCGCCUCUGAGCAAUGCCUAUUCCGUCAGCCAGCUGUCAUUGAAUAUGCUCCCGCCUUACUUUUCUGCACUGGACAACGUGAUAACCACUCACACGUCUCCUUCUGCGCCUCCCAACAGCGAUAACGUGAGCCAAAUUAUACAGAUCAAGGGACAGAGUUUCAUUCUGCUGCCGAUAUCCGAAAACGUCGUUCCCGACAGUUCGGAAAACAUAACUGUCUGGAACAAUCCGGUGUUAAUAGGGCCCAAGGAACAAACUAAUGGAAUCAUUUCCAAAGGACCAAAUAUUAUAACAGUGCCAAUAAAGGAAGACUGUGAAUGCCAAACAGAUAAUCCACCUGAAGAAAUCCAAGUAACAGUUGAUAUACCUUCUAGAACAGAAACAGAAGUUCAAACAGCUUCUCAACCUGCUAAUAAAACACUUACUACAAUAAAUAUAGAAAAUGAAUCAAUUCCCAACAAUUCCUUAGCUACUGAAGCUUCAGGUUGCCAAACAGAAAAUCCAGAACAGACUACCUCUUGUACUACAGACUGUGAUCCUUUACCUACUGAAACCAAUGAAGAACAAGGAUUUCAGGAACGUGAAGAAUCUAAUACAUCACCAGAAGGAACUCAGUCUGAAUCUUUAGAGAGUGAAGAAUCUGUUGAUUUAAUAACUACAGAGUGCAACAUGGAUAACACAGAUUCAAGUUUACCUGAAGAUGAAAUUAAUUUAUUAAUAGAUGAUAAUGCAAAUAUAAACACUGUUUCAGAAAACAUUCCAACAUGUUUAGAUCCCAUAAUGGAACCAUUACCAGAAUCCAUAAAUGUAAUAAAUAAUGAUGAAUCAAAUAAUAAUAAUCCUGUAGAAAAUCAUACUAAUCAAACAACUAUUGUUCCUGAAAACACAAUAAAUAGUGACAUAAAUGAAAAUUUUCCUGAAACAUCAACUUUAGCUACAGACUUAGUUAAUAAUAAUGAAAUUGAAAUUGGAAACAUGAACAUAAUAAUUAAUAAUAACUAUACAGAAUACUCUUCUGACAUAGAUAUUACUAGUAACAUAUUCUCUGAUCAAGGGUUAUGUUCAACUUCUCACUUAACGACAAACGAAAACUGCAAUGGCCAGUUUUCAGGCUAUAACAGUGAUAUCGACGAUGCAGAAAUCUGUGAUAGAUCAUCGCCCCCACCAAGUUAUGAAGAAGUUACUCAAGAACAAUUAGCAAUUGCUGGUUAUGGUAUAGCUUAUGGAACUAUAUAGCAUUUCACCUUUCUGAUAAAGGUUUACUUAUCAACAAUUAUAAAUAUCAAUUUUGUUUUAUUUUCAUAUAAUAAAAGUGAUACCCAAACUGUAUAUACCUCAUGUUAAAAUUAAGUACUUUAAAUCAGAUGGGUAUUUUCUUAUUUAAAACAAGACCUUAACAGAUUAUUCUGUUAACAUUAUAUUAUCUGUGACAAAUACAAUAUCAAAUUUAAUCAAAGGAUAUUACAGGGAUAUUUUUGAAACUGGCAUACAUUUAUUCUUUAUAAUAUAUUUGAUAUAUUGACAAAGUAUUUUUUGAAUUAAUACUUUAAACAGAAUUGUGAAAUGUUUUUAAGUUAUAAGGAUAUUAGAUCUGCAUUACUGUUUGCAAAUCAUUCCAAUCUCCUUCCAUAUUUAUAUUUAUAUACAUAAUGUUGGUAUAAACUUAUUUGAUUAUACAACUAAUAUUUGUUUGUAGAAUGAUAUUUAAUUCAAAAAUAAAAUAUUUCAACUUAAAUAAAAAGUUUUUGCUCAUUUGUGAGAAAUUAAUUAAAUAUUAAGUUUUGAUUUUAUGGAUACUUAAGAGGUGCUGAUUACAUUAUGACUGAUUAGAAAUAAAUUCAACCAGUUAUGCCUAUCAGUAUUUUUUAUUUUUUACUGUAAACAGUCAACAGAAUACACAUAAAUAGUCUCUAAAAGACAUUUUAGACACUAUGUUUAUUGUGGGCACUAAGGAGGUCUUUUUGCCAAACUAUGGGUCAACCAGGCCCACAAUGAAGAAGGCCAAGUGGUGAGGGAUGGGGCCUUGACAUAUCCUAGACUGACCACCCAUGAAAAAUUCACAAAGCACAUCAUCACUUGCCUGGAUUUGAUCCCAGGACCCUCAAAGCACUAGGCUGACACGUUAACUGCCUUGGUCAUAUGACCAUUGACAUUAUUAUAUUUUAGAAUAUCAAUAUCAAAAUUUUCAUUAUGAAAACUUUAAAAAUUAUACAUAUAAGCAAUAACCAAAUGUCCAAGCUGAAUCACCAAGCAAACAUCAUAAAUACUUUUCCAGCAACUGUUUUAUUAUAAAAUCAAAUGUUUUUGGCUUAUUUAAGAAGUGUUCUAAGACAUAUUACAAAAUUUGUUCAUAUUUUGUAAUAUAUCAUAAAAUGCAUGAUGCAUUUCAUUUUAGAAUCUCGUAAAUUCAAUUUCAGUAGCUACACCAGUAGAAGGCUUCUUAAAUAAGCCAAAAAUGUUUGUUUUUCAGCAAUUUUUUUUAUUUAUAUAGAAUUUAUGGUGUUUGCUUGGUGAUACAAUUUAUAGCAAAAUUCUGUAUCAGUAUAUUU